Messenger RNA from Xiphophorus couchianus (Monterrey platyfish), 1038 nucleotides. RefSeq names its product troponin I type 1a (skeletal, slow) (gene tnni1a). Gene Ontology annotation, cellular component: troponin complex. The coding region runs from base 126 to 692 and encodes 188 amino acids. The transcript has 8 exons. Lineage: Eukaryota; Metazoa; Chordata; Actinopteri; Cyprinodontiformes; Poeciliidae. The record is from RefSeq and is a predicted model, not a curated record. Gene Ontology annotation, biological process: skeletal muscle contraction; cardiac muscle contraction.
UGGGUGGCACAGUUAAAUAGAGGGAUACAGAACGACUGGGCUCAUCUCUGAUCUGUCCGUCCUAUCUCUGUCACGCGUGUUGCUCUUUUCGUCUGUCUUAGACACAGAGAGACCUCAUCAGCAGGAUGCCUGAGCAUGUACAAGAGAGAAAAUCAAAAAUAUCAGCCUCAAGGAAGCUGAUGCUGAAGAGCCUGAUGGUGGCAAAGGCCAAGGAGGAACUGGAGCAGGAGAUUCUUGUCAAAGAAGAAGAAAAACAGAAGUACCUCGCAGAGAAAGCGCCUCCUCUGAACACCGGUGGUUUCAGUCUUGCUCAACUUCAGGAUCUCUGUAGAGAGCUCCACGCAAAGAUCGAUGUGGUUGAUGAGGAACGAUAUGACAUUGAGGCCAAAGUCAUGCUUAACACACGGGAGAUUAAAGACCUAAACAUCAAAGUUCUAGACCUCAGGGGGAAAUUCAAGAGGCCCAAUCUUAGACGCGUUCGUGUCUCUGCUGACGCCAUCCUUCGCUCGCUGCUGGGCUCCAAGCACAAAGUGUCCAUGGAUCUUCGAGCUAAUCUCAAGUCUGUCAAGAAAGAAGACACUGAGAAGAAGAGGCCAGUGGAGGACAGCGACUGGAGGAAGAAUGUGGAGGCCAUGUCUGGGAUGGAGGGAAGGAAGAAAAUGUUUGAUGCUGCUAAAGGUUCUGCUCAGUGAAGACAGAAAGAUGUCGGUCUUCUUAAUCGCUGUUGUUGAUCUGCUGUUUUGUGUUGCCUGUUUUGUCUUCUUCUAUCCGCUCAUCAAGCUUUUGGUUUUGAUUUGCAUUUUGCUUUGUUUUUUUUUUUUUCCUGCAAUGGAAACUUUCCAACUAAUAUUUUUAAAAAUGAAAUGUAAAUUGUGUUUUUAAAAAUAUGCACCACACUCAAAUGACGCAAGUGAUCAUGCAAAUUGAACCGCAUGCUUGAUGUGGCUUCUUCAUAACUAUAUCUACAGUAUCUGCGGUGGGUUUGUGAGCUAUAAUACCAUGUUUUAAAGGAAAAAAAAAGUACACAAAAAUGCUCUA